GAGCAUUCUCUGCAGAUCUGGAGCCCAUAGUCAGAACUACAGCUCUUGUUGGCUCCUUGGGGACAUCUGGUCUCCUGGAGCUGUUGGCCUCCUGGACGGGACCUCAGGAGCUCAUUGGCUGGAGGUUCUGGGACCGGUGAGCAGCUGCAGUCCAGCAGAGAACAAUCUCUGCGUAGAAACCACCAUUCCACUUUCCACUUCGCUGUCUGAGAAACCACAUCCUCCCCACCGGGGCACAGGCUCCAUGGAGAGCUCAGAUGUGGAGCUGGACUUCCAGAGGAGCGUCCAGGCUGUGCUUCGAGAACUCAACACCCCAGCCCCAGCCCUCCAGAGUAACCGGGGUAUGUGGAGAUGGUCUCUGCACAAGAAGGUAGAGCGAGAUCCAGGAAAGAGCUCCGUGCUGGUCCGAAUUCUCCUCAGAGAGCUGGAGAAGGCAGAGAGCGAGGAUGUGCGUCAUGUCAUCAUUCCAUUGCUACUCACGCUAAUGUACGUGCUCACUAAGGCCACAGGCAUCACGGAAGAUCUCUACCAUAGAGCUUACACCUUCUGCACCAGGCUGCUGACCCUGCCUGCCCCUUACUCUACGGUCGCCUUGGACUGUGCCAUAAGGCUGAAAACAGAGGCAGCCGUCCCAGGUACCCUGUUCCAAAGGACUGUCAUUGCAGAGCAGAACCUGAUGAGUGAACUGUACCCUUACCAGGAGAGAGUGUUCCUGUUUGUGGACCCUGAGCUGGUCUCCGCCUCCGUGUGCAGCGCCCUGCUGCUGGAGAUUGAGGCGGCCCAGGAGCAGCAGACACCUGAGGCCUGCAUGCGCCACGUGGUCGCCCACGCCCUGCAGGCAGCUCUGGGGGACGCCUGCCACACCGGUGCUCUGAACAGGAAGCUGCAGGCCAGCUCCCGUCGCCUCCUGGAACACUAUUUCCACGCCGUAGUGGCUGCCAUAGAGCAGGUGGCUAGUGAGGACAGUCCCAGCCGGCUGGGACACCUGGAGAGACUCGAGGCGAUUUACUGCUCACUGCUAGGGCCAGCGGCCACAAGAAAAUGCUGCAUAGGUGACCUUCUCCAAGACCGACUGCCAAGCAUCCCUCUGCCCAGCCCUUACAUCACCUUCCAUCUGUGGACCGACCAGGAGCAGCUCUGGAAGGAACUGGUGCUCUUCCUUCGCCCACGCUCCCAGAUGCACCUCAGUGCUGACUUGGAGGCCUUGGAUCUACAAGGAUUUAGGCCAGACUGGGACUUGGCCCGGGUGUCCACUGACAGCGGUAUUGAGCGGGACCUUCCUUUGGGGAGUGAUGAGCUCCCGGACGCCAGCAGCUCGGAGAUGGAGCGGGCCGCACUGCAGCGCAGGGGAGGCAUCAAGAAGCGCGUGUGGCCCCCCGACUUCUCCAUGCCUGGCAGCUGGGAUGGGCCCCCGGGGUUGCACCGGAGGACGGGCAGGCCCAGUGGGGACGGGGAACUGCUGCCCGGAGUCUCCAGGGUGCAUACGGCCCGCGUGCUCGUGCUCGGAGACGAUAGGAUGCUGGGACGCUUGGCCCAGGCUUACUAUAGACUCAGGAAACGGGAAAGCAAGAAGUUCUGCCUCACUCCUAGGCUCAGUCUGCAACUCUACUACAUCCCCGUGCUGGCUCCUCAGGAUCCAGAAGCAUCCAGAAAGCCUGAGCUGGGAGAGCUGGCUUCCUUCCUGGGUCGAGCAGACCCGUGGUAUGAAAGCACUGUCAACACCCUGUGUCCUGCCAUUCUCAAGCUGGCCGAGAUGCCUCCCUGCUUAGACACGUCCCAGACGGUGGACCCCUUUAUCCUGGAUGUCAUCACUUACUAUGUUCGCAUGGGCACCCAACCCAUCUAUUUCCACCUCUACAAGGUUAAGAUCUUCACCAACCUGAGUCACGACCCUACAGAGGACAUUUUCCUCACUGAGCUGAAAGUGAAGAUCCAAGACUCCAAGUCCCCCAAAGAGGGCUCUUCACCCCGAAGGAAAGGGGCGCCUGAGGGCACAGGAGCUGAGCUGUCCGUGUGCUACCAGAAGGCCCUGCUCAGUCACAGGCCCCGAGAUGUCACUGUUUCUCUGAGGGCCACCGGGCUGGUCCUGAAGGCCAUUCCAGCUGGUGACACUGAAGGGCUCUCCCACUGCACCUCACCAAAUGCUGCUUCUGCUCCGGACUGCACGUGUCUGCACGUCAGUGUCACCGAGGUCGUCAAGUCCUCCAAUCUGGCAGGAAGGUCGUUCACGAUGGCCACAAACACCUUCCGGACAUCCAGUAUCCAGGUCCAGAGCCAAGACCAGAGGCUGCUGACACUCUGGCUGGACAAGGACAGCCGCCGCACUUUCCGGGAUGUGGUCAGGUUUGAGGCUGGCCCCUGCCCAGAGCCGUGUUCACGGGCCCAGAAAUCCAAGAUGGCGGGCCUCAAUUCCCAUGGGCAGAAGACAGAAAAGAGUAUGGCCAAGCUCAGUCCCCUUCUGAUGCCCAUCAACACAUUCUCUGGCAUCACCCAGUGAGCCUGCCAGGAUAGUGGAAGAUCUGGAUCCAGGGGCAGCAGACCCAAGAAGAAAGAAACACUACCUACCCACCCACCCGUAACACUCAUACUGACAGCCUCACCGGGCAGUUCUGCUUGGACCAGGAGCCAGAGAAUACCCGGGAGUUGAGAGAGCCUGGAUUAUGAUGAAGAAGGGGGCAUGUGAUGAAGAAGGACCUAUCCCAAGGCUGUUGGAUUUCUGGACAAGGCUGGGAUGGAAUGAACACAUGCACACACAACCCAGUUUCUUCCAGAAACUUCACUCCCACUUCCCAAGCUGUCUUCAUGACCAAUUCAAGCUCCCUAGGGAAUCCUGCGGGAAUAGCUGGGUGGUCAACGGUAGAGCACUUGCCUAGUAUAUGGGAGGCCUUGGAUUUGACCCCAGAACCACAAAAAGGGGGUCGGAGCUGAUGGAUACAAUUUUUGUAUGGAGUCCUGUGGCUGAGGAAGAAACAGGAAGUAAGCAAGGGACACUGUACCUGCUUCCUGCUGAUCUUGUACCAUCCUUUCCUGCUCUCGGGCCAUGGUUCACCCGUGCUGAGGCGGGUCUGUCUCAGGAGAGAAGAUGAUAGUAUCAAUAAAAGCACAUUGAAGUGUU
Peromyscus maniculatus bairdii (prairie deer mouse) is the source of this 3115-nucleotide messenger RNA. RefSeq names its product phosphoinositide-3-kinase regulatory subunit 6 (gene Pik3r6). The record is from RefSeq and is a predicted model, not a curated record. Gene Ontology annotation, biological process: positive regulation of MAP kinase activity; G protein-coupled receptor signaling pathway. Gene Ontology annotation, molecular function: 1-phosphatidylinositol-3-kinase regulator activity. Lineage: Eukaryota; Metazoa; Chordata; Mammalia; Rodentia; Cricetidae. Gene Ontology annotation, cellular component: phosphatidylinositol 3-kinase complex, class IB.